Molecule: messenger RNA, 1834 nt
Organism: Lingula anatina
Lineage: Eukaryota; Metazoa; Brachiopoda; Lingulata; Lingulida; Lingulidae
Product: core alpha-(1,3)-fucosyltransferase
Cellular component (GO): membrane
Molecular function (GO): fucosyltransferase activity
Source: RefSeq, a predicted model, not a curated record
CUUUGGGUAGAUAUUGCUUCAUAGUAGCAUAAUUUGAUGGGGAAAAAAACCGACACAACUUGCAUUUUCAUAUUUGCAAAAUUUCCGGCGUUAGCUAGGACUCGAUAAAGAACCAGGAUGAUGUUAAAAAUCUACCUGUAUUCUAUCUACCUGUAUCUACCUGUAUUUACAUUUACUGUAUAUGGGUGAGACCUAAUGCAUUUAUCUUGAAUCUUGACAUACAGAUACUGGGCUACUUGACAAACAGAUACUGAGCGUUCGUACAUGUUGUAUGUCGAAUACAGCACGGAAGAUCGAGUCUCUGGUUCUACUAGUUAGCUGUGGUUUAAUCAAUUGAUGCAGUAACGUUACCUGAAAUUUUAUCAUUCCCAUUUUACUUCCAAUCAGCGGAGGUGUUGCAAUGAAGGGCAUGCGGAAAGCACUUAUUGGAUUUUGCCUUCUUGCCAUAGCCGCCAUUGAAAUUCGGAAUCUCUACGAUUCAUUUCGUGGUAGUAGGGGUACUGAAAAAGCAGAAACAUGAUUUAGAAGUUUUGGAGCCAAGAGACCAGAGUAGAGUCCUGUCUAACCUCAUGCUAGAUGUAGAAAACCAAAACCAAGAGACAAACAUAGAGAAAGCCUCCAAGCCACAGAAGACAAAAACCGUUUUGUUUUGGAACUGGAACUGGAUGCCAGAUAUUGGUGAACCCCUAGACACCGUUUUGGAACGCUCAAAUUGUCCUCAUCACCAUCUCUGCAAGCUAACAAAAGACAAACGUUUGGUCCAUGUGAGCGACGCCUUGAUAUUCCACAGAUCGUUAGGAGAAAAUCCCCCACUGGGUCUCCGUCGACCCGAACAGAGAUGGAUUUGGGUUGAAGGUGAACCCCCCUGUUUUGGUGCCAUGCCUGAUACUGGGGAACCCUACAACUGGACAAUGACUUACAGGCUAGAAUCUGAUUUCUACGGACCCUACGCCCAAAUCUUCCGCCGGGAGAAACCACUGCAGAAAGACUACAUGCCAAUUGUCAAAGCAAAAACGGGUCUGGUCGCGUGGAUGGUGUCAAAUUGCCCAACCCCUUCGCGUCGUAUGGAUUAUGUAAAGGAAUUACAGAAGUACAUUGACAUUGACAUCUAUGGAAGCUGUGGACCGGGAAAAGUCAAAUGCCUAAAAGAAUCCGGAAAACUUAUGGGCUAUGAGGAGAAAUGUUUGAGAAAAUUGGAAAAUUAUAAAUUCUACUUGUCCUUUGAGAACAGUCUUGCAGUUGAUUAUGUUACAGAAAAGUUCUUUAAGACGGUCAACAUUGACGUAGUGGCUGUGGUGCGUUCCGGGGCCAACAUGACUCGCCUUGGGUUCCACAAAGAUUGGUACAUCAACACUGCGGAUUUCUCCAGUCCAAAGGAACUUGCUGAUUAUCUUAAAAAACUAGAUGCCAACGACGAUUUAUACGUGAAAUACUUGGAGUGGAAGAACUAUUACCAUAGUACUAUGUCUACAACAUUGUGCCAUCUAUGCGAGCGGCUCCUUUACCGCGAUGACCCUCCUAAGACAUAUACCAAAGAUGACAUUCGUCGAUUUUUCUACACUGGUGCAUGUUUUAAACCAAAUGAUAUAGCACGUGAUUAAUCAGCUUGAGUAGGGUUUUCUUACUUAUUAAAGAUUGAGUCGAACCUGGUCAUCCAUCAUAUACAUGUAAUAGAUCUUACUCGUGAUUUGAUAACAAUUGCAUGGGUCCAAACAGUGCUGUUAGGCCAACCUGAAUUUACUUCAUUUCGAUCCAAAUAUAUGUACAUUCAGAAUAUCCAAUUGACGCGUUAACGACGAUUAGACCCCUUCAAUAAAACUUCAUCUGAAACGUA